UGCCUCGGGUCGCUGACAGGAGUAGUAACGGCAGAAAUACAACAGUAUGGACGAUGUCAGUCACUUGAAGUCACUGCUGGGCCAAUGAAUCUGAGAAAUAUUCGGAAGAGAGUGCCUUUAACACCAGGAGAUAUUUUUUUUAUGAAGACUCAAUGUAGAUAUUUAUAUGUCCACAACGAGCGUGAUGUUAGUGUAGCGAUAAGCUAACAGCUAGCUAAUGUUAGUGGUAUUUGGCUAACUUAGAAACAGCUUCGGAAGAACCUGUUAACGACUUUAAAUAACUCUCCGAGCGAAGGAUAUAAAGGCUUCAGAAAAUCGUAAAUCUUCGUGCUGGUCUCAGAGAAAUAAGCACCUGGUGUUGCUGUCCCUCCGGUGGUUGAAUUCAUGAGCGCGCUCAGUGAUAGCCGUGCAUAGUCCUCGGGGAUGGGGAGUGGAGUCCAGGAGCAACGGGCAUCACUCACGCAGGGAGAAGUGCUGCCACUGGCUUCCUCCAGUCAGUCAGAAGUGAGCUAUGAGGGGCUGAAGCACACUCGCUCUGUCCUCAACUCGCUCUUCUCAGGGGCUUUAGCAGGAGCUGUGGCCAAGACAGCUGUCGCCCCAUUGGACAGGACUAAAAUCAUCUUCCAAGUGUCUUCAGCACGAUUCUCUGCCAAGGAAGCCUACAGGUUAAUAUACCGGACCUACCUGAAGGAUGGCUUCUUCAGCCUGUGGAGGGGGAACUCUGCCACCAUGGUGCGAGUCAUCCCAUAUGCUGCCAUCCAGUUUUGCGCACACGAGCAGUACAAGAGGCUGCUGGGAGGCUACUAUGGCUUUCAGGGAAAAGCCCUGCCUCCGUUCCCAAGGUUACUGGCCGGAUCUAUGGCCGGUACCACAGCAGCCAUGCUGACCUAUCCUCUUGAUAUGGUGCGAGCCAGGAUGGCUGUAACACCUAAAGAAAUGUACAGUAACAUUCUGCAUGUGUUUGUCCGCAUCUCUCGAGAAGAAGGCCUGAAGACACUGUAUCGAGGUUUUGCUCCCACAAUCCUGGGUGUUGUUCCCUAUGCUGGUCUCAGCUUCUUUACCUACGAAACACUGAAAAAAUUACAUGCCGAACGCAGCGGGCGCCCACAGCCCUACUCAUAUGAACGUCUGGCGUUUGGAGCGUGUGCAGGUCUCAUCGGCCAGUCUGCUUCUUAUCCUCUGGAUGUGGUACGACGCCGCAUGCAGACCGCAGGAGUCACGGGUCACACGUACGGCACCAUCCUGGGCACCAUGAGGGAGAUCAUGUCCGAGGAGGGGGUCAUCCGGGGACUCUACAAAGGUCUCAGUAUGAACUGGGUCAAAGGGCCCAUUGCGGUGGGGAUCAGCUUCACCACCUUUGACCUUACUCAGAUUCUCCUGCGGAAGCUGCAUCAGAUGGGCUACACGGCUCGAUAAUGGCGCUUCAGAGUGGAAAACGGGGGGAAAGCACAAGAUCCCCAUAAGCCCUCUGGAGAGAAGCAAAGAGGGGGAAGUGAGAGAGUGAAGAGUGUGUAUUUCUGGACAGAAGCAAACACACACUGGCUCAGGAUGUGUGGGUAAUAUUAAUGUAUCCUCUCGCUAUAUCUGUGUGUAACGAGGGAUGUACAGUCUGUGUAGGCGUGAAGUAGGGUAUAGGGUGGUACCAUGUACCUGUACACGUUGUUGUCAUGUACAUCUAAGUGCAAUAUGCUCAGUGAUUUUUAUGUGUGUAUGUGUGUACACAUAAAUUAUAAUGCCCCUGCCCUUGUGGACCAGGCCUGUGAGUGUGCUCAUCAAUCAGAGAGUUCAGAGGUUCACACACAUACUGACGUUGCUCAGCUGCCUUGUGUGUCUGCUUUAAAUCUGACACCUUUCGAUGCAAUGCAGGUUGCCACUCAUUUAAUAUUAUCUUUGCAUUUGACUUGAUAAGACUAAAGUGAGCCCCCUUGAGAUUUGUUUUGAUGAGUGAGUUUGUUUUAAGGAAUUAUACCAAAGGUUAGGAUGUGAAUUAGCUGCAGAUUAUUUGAUGUUAGUGGUGCUAGUAUAUUUAAGCACAAAAGAGAGGCAGUCUUGCCCAGCAAAGAGAUAACAGCAUCUUGACUGCCAUCAAAUAGUUAGUUUUUUGUUUGAUUUGAAGAUCUGAUUUGAGAAAUCUCUGACUCCAGUAUCUGAGUGGAGCUCCUGAACAUUGAAUUCACAGACUUUUACUUUGAGCUGCUGUACCUACUGCGCUGAUAGCAGACAGAUGAACUAUAUUUUAUGCCAGUGCCAACAGAUAUGAAGUAUAAAGAGUGCCCAUAUUAUUUCAUGUUUGUUUUCACUUUAAUCAUAUCAUGGGCUUUUAAAAAAAAAAAAAAAAAAGUUAGUUGUGAUAGACUGUUUUGUUGUCUGACGUGUCAAUACAGGGGAUUAGACAGAUUUUACUUUUUCUGUUCCAGUUCAGAAUACCAGCUGAAAAUAGCAGUUCCAGUUUAACCUCACAUUGACAUAAAGUCUCAAGUAAUGCAAAUCAAACAGUUUGAUAGGUACUUUUCCAAACGUGCAAUCAUAGACACUGAUUUAACUUUUUAGUAGGAACACCUGCACAGUCUAAUGUAAUCCAUUACAAACCUUGGAGUGAAUACUACCUUUGUCAAGUUUACAAUGUCCCAUAAUUGUUGACACUGUGAGAGGUGUCGCUUUAAAUCCUUGGUAUUUUUAAUUAUAUUGUUUUGGGUUACAGUACAUUGACAGGUGUUUCUAAUAUACGCCACCCUCAUGUAUGUGUCAGUGGUAAUGGACCCACACAGAGUCCCAUAUACAAAUGUUGUCUUCCAUUUGCUGUCAACACAGCAGCUGCAAGAUCUGUCUCUUGAUGACUUUGCUGCUAUUCACGCCUCUUUUGUUUAAACCUCGACAGGACACUAGUUCAGGUUUUGACAGGUCAUUGAAAUAUCUUACAAGCUUCUGGUUGGGGUGGACUCACAAUGUAGAUCUGUAUCAGUAUUUGCUAAUGAACUAACUUGACUGGAAGGACCGGUAUGCACACAUCUAGUGAAGAAAUCAUUAGAAUUCUCUGUUACAGGAAUAAUUCAGCACAUUUUAGCGUUCUCAGUAUUGUAAUUUACCUCGGCACGUAAUCAAAUGUUCACAGAAUUCUCACAUAUCAGUUUUGUGUGCAGUAGUGUCAGAAAUGGAGCUUUAUGCUCAGUUUUCAUUUGACCGUAUGUGUGACAGUUUCAGCAGUAUUGAUGCAGGCUUACGGUCAUUGAGGAGCCUCGGUGGCUGUAAGGGGCAGUUUCUAUACUUAGACCAUACAUACCGAGGCAGGGUGGUUGAGCUGAGGGAACAGCUGGAUGUAGAGCCAACUGGAGCAGAGGGCAGGAAGUCUCUUCUUUACCAGAAUAAAGCAGGAUGUUUGCUCUGUCAAACAGGUGUCAACUGUAACUCAACAGUUUUGUUUAAGAAAAAAAAUUCUGUUUAGUAUUUUUUUUAAAUAUAGGAUUGUUUAACACUCUGCUAGGGCUGCACAAGUGAUUGUUUUUUUUAUUAUUGAUUAAUUUUGAAAUUAUUUGAAUAAUUACCAGACAAAUGCCCUUAGCAGUUAUUAGAGCCCAGAGUAAUGCCUUAACAUUACUUAAGUUUUCUGACCAGCAUACAAACGCUCCAAAAUUAGAUUUUUUUUUUUUUUGAGUUAUGGAAGAGGGAAACAACUCUUUAUGUUUGUGAAUCUUUAAUCAGCAGAUAUUGUGUGUUUUCACAGUUUAAAAGUUUAGUCGCAUAUUAAAAUUGGAAUUGAUUUUGUCCAUUAACCAACUCAUUUAUCGACUGGUAGUUUCAGCUCCAGGGCUGGGUAUUUUUCAGUUCUAAUGUUGAUACAAUACUUGAAUUUCAGCACUGAUACCAGACUAAUUCUUUUUUGAUACCUCACUUUGUGGAAUAUUACAUGUUUUUCUAUAAUCCCUUUUUUUCCAUUUACUAAUAGACGCCAAAUUUCUCGAAUGUCAAAUACUUAUACUAAUAGUUAACUCAAGCAGCUGUAAAAAAUAGUCAGAUAUUGACAAUUCCGCUUAAAAUCAGAGCAAGUGUUGAUUGUCAGCUUUUGGCUCUUGACAGUUGUUGAUAUUUGCUCCUAGGGCCACGUUUUGGUCGCUACCAAAACAUUUUGAAAUUUAAUACCCAGCUCUGUUCAGUGGCUUGUUACACUAUUACGCCCUCAUUCAUCAAACUCACCACCCUCCUUUAACCCACCUCUGUCUGACCAUCAUCCUCUCAUCUGUCUGUUAAUGGAUGUUGUGAUUGUUUUCCUCAUUGUCCAGUGAUGAAUCAGGAGAAAUGUAGCGUUCAGGUGACACACCCGAACCUGACCAGGCUGUCUUCACAUCAGCAAACAAGUGGGAAAACUCUGAUGUGCUCGGGUUUACAGCAGAGCAGUAGAUGCACGUUCAGUUAGUCAUCCUUACCCCUUACUUUUGGUAGCAGGAAGGAAAAUAUGUGGUACUAAGUUUAGAUCAAUGACAGCUUGAAACCUGCACCUGUUCUGUUUGCAAGAGUGCUGCUUGGUUGAAAGUAUACAGUAACUGAAAUCUGACUGACAGUUACUGACUCUAAGUGCCUAGCAAGGCAUAGUAACGUUUUUACUAUGACUGAGCUACUUCUACUAACCUU
Messenger RNA from Toxotes jaculatrix (banded archerfish), 4626 nucleotides. It is a transcript of the gene slc25a42, whose product is annotated as solute carrier family 25 member 42. Gene Ontology annotation, biological process: transmembrane transport. Gene Ontology annotation, cellular component: mitochondrial inner membrane. The record is from RefSeq and is a predicted model, not a curated record. The coding region runs from base 424 to 1416 and encodes 330 amino acids. Lineage: Eukaryota; Metazoa; Chordata; Actinopteri; Toxotidae. The transcript is spliced from 8 exons.